Molecule: messenger RNA, 930 nt
Organism: Temnothorax curvispinosus
Lineage: Eukaryota; Metazoa; Arthropoda; Insecta; Hymenoptera; Formicidae
Product: F-box/LRR-repeat protein 2-like
Exons: 6
Coding region: 1-930 (309 amino acids)
Biological process (GO): SCF-dependent proteasomal ubiquitin-dependent protein catabolic process
Cellular component (GO): SCF ubiquitin ligase complex
Source: RefSeq, a predicted model, not a curated record
AUGUUUAGGGCUGAGGAUUUUAAAAACUUUCUUGAUAAUUGUGGCAGCCGUUUAACGCACUUAAGAUUAGGAUACUCCGGCCCGUCUAUCAAUAAUCUUGCCCUACUUAAAAUUUCAGAGAUAUGUGUAAAUUUGAAAGAAUUGAAUCUAGAUUAUUGUAAUGGCAUAGAUGACAAAGGAUUUUCGUAUCUCGAGAAAUUAAAUGGUUUGGAACAUUUAAACCUUUGUUAUACAAAUAUAAAUGCUGAAUGCUUUUACAAAAUACUACAAAAAAAUCCACGGAUGCGUGAGUUCAAUUUUGAACCUGGAGUCUAUAUAAAAAAUACAGCUGCAACACAGUUUAUAAAUGUGUGUCCUAACUUCGAAGUAAUACGUUUAGAGAACUGUCUUAAUCUUACAUCGCAGGAUAUUGACGUUCUCGCUGACUGUAAGAAUUUACGAAAAGUGUACCUUCCCCAAUUCCAACCUCCAAUCGCUGAUGAUUGCUUGCACAGAUUACUUCCAUCCUGGCAACGCCUGGAAUUAGUUGCAUUGCGCUGUAUUGUCCUCACUAAUCACAAUUUGAAAUUAUUAACGCAGUGCAAAAACUUAAAACAGUUACAACUUUAUUCGGUGAAACUUGUUACACCUGAUAAGUGUUUUACUAUUUUGGAACAAUGUCCAAAACUGCAAGAGUUUCAUCUCAUACAUUGUAACAUUGACGAUUGUUUGGUUAACGAAUGGAAGGAAAGAUAUCCGCAUAUUGAAGCAUCAAUGGCUGAUCACAGCAUCGCGUAUUAUCGCAUCACCACAUUCAAUACGUUUGUGCAGCGAUCCUUAAUUAUCUUCGCCGCUCUCCUGUGCUAUUACCAGUCCUGGGUCGGCGCGGACGGCGCGAUGGACUGCGAGAUAACACCAUCACCCGAAAUGCCGAGGUAUUCAACCAGCUAG